AUGUGUUGUAUAUAUUUUAUAUAUAUGAAUGAAUGUAACUCGGUUAUACCUGCCUGACGGGCAGCGACAGCCGUUAUAACAGGGGUGUUCUGUUUCAUACACCUUCUUAUGGAUUAAUUAAUACAUUGUAACUUUUUAGUAAUUUUUUUUCUGUCUGCCCUGUUUAUAAUAAUUUUUUAUUCAUGAAACAACUUUAUUCAUGCCCUAUAACUAUAUUCUUUGUGAUCAUAUACUUUAAAUAUGUAUUGUAUAUUUUAAGGAAUGUCACCGUAUAUAGAUUAGCAAUGCCUCCCAGUGUUUACCCUGCGGUUGGAUCAACGUGGAUGCUAAACAGAUGAAGUUAUUGCAUUCACCACAUUAUUCCAUUAAGUUUACUGUUUUUGACAAUUAUGCUUAGUGUAGCUUUAUUUUAACACCAUGUGCACUUAAUUUACGGAACCAACUUGUACAGGGAGAAAUCUGACCAGUAGGCGUUGCGGGUUUUCUCUUGUCAGUCCAAACCUAAGGAUCGUAGGCGGUGGUGAAGCAGUCCCUCAUUCAUGGCCAUGGAUGCUGAGCCUCGACACAACUGGUGCCAAUGCGUUGAGACGAAAAGGUCAUUCAUGCGGUGCUGUACUUAUAUCAGCAGGUUGGGCGCUCACAGCGGCACACUGCCUAGAUGACCCCAGGCAGCCAAACCGAUUCCCAGUAACCGCUCCAACCACUUGGAGAGUAACUGCUGGGAUGCAUGAGAGGGGUAUUGAAUCUUCUGACAGACGAUGGUGGCAAGUCAGCGGGGUCAGAAGAUUUUUUGCUCACUAUGGCUUUGUGGAUUUAAUACGAUCAGCAAAGAAUGACAUAGCUUUGUUACAACUUUCCCACCCUUUUAUACUGACACCGUACAUUCAACCGAUAUGUUUGCCUGAAGGAAGGGUCACUCAGGCGGGUUGGAGAAACUGUUUCACUGCCGGCUGGGGAACAUUAGCUUAUGGCAGUCGACAAUACUCACUUACACUCCAUGAAGUAGAGGUACCAAUCGUGACCUACCAGACUUGCAGAGCACGAUUUGGAAACAGCGUCAACAGUUUCUUACAUCUCUGUGCUGGGGAUUGGAAUAGAGGACAGCGGGAUAGCUGUAAAGGUGACAGUGGUGGACCUUUGGCCUGUCAGCGCGAAGAUUUUAGCUGGUACCUCGCCGGCAUUGUAUCCUGGGGUCAUAGAUGCGGACUGCGGAAUACACCUGGUGUAUACACAAGCGUUGUACAUUACGAAGAUUGGAUAAGCGCAUAUAUAAGAUAUUUUGAACCGGAAUCCGUGGAAAUGUACCAGAGAAGGUUAAGCAGGACUCGGUCAAAGCGAGAAACGAAUGGCCAGACGCCUUUUGCUGUAAGGCUGUUUCCAAUGCAAAGAAAACCGACAUAAAACACCAGUUUCGCGUAUCGUUGUAUUUAUUUCAAGUUUCUUUAUUUUUGUUUAUUAUUUUUUAAUUCUACGACGCGGAAAUUGAUUCGCCGAUAUUUGACUUUGCCUUUGUAGAUUGCCUUUCUUUUUCAUGUGAUUUCAAUAAGGCUACAUUUGCCUGCUGUUCAAACUAACCAGAAUUCAGACCAUUAAAAACUUUUCUGUGUAGGCCACGGUCCAUUUGUAAACGUUUAUAAAUAUAUAUUGUUUUUUUAAAAUCUAUUUUAACCGGAGUAUUAUUUUUCGGGGAGUUAAAAAGCGUUACAGUGCAAGAACGCCACCUUGCGAACCUUGUCAAAAAACAGCGCUGGCAGAUUUUGAGAAAGUUUUAACAAGAUGUUAUGUGUUGUUUGCUUGUCUAAAAUUUAGUUAUACGAUUAAAAGUUUUUAUAAUUCUGUA
Ciona intestinalis (vase tunicate) is the source of this 1840-nucleotide messenger RNA. The record is from RefSeq and is a predicted model, not a curated record. Lineage: Eukaryota; Metazoa; Chordata; Ascidiacea; Phlebobranchia; Cionidae.